GAGCACAGGCACUACGUGUGCCUGCCAUAAAUGCUGUGCUGAUCGUAUCAGUGUUCAUUCUGGUGCUUACUUCCUUGCCACAUGGUUGCUAGUGUUGAUACCUACUCAUCUAUUCUAUGUGAUUGCUCUUGCUCAGCCUGUCAGCUUAAUUGGAAUUCACAUUGUCUUAGCCCAGUUAAGUCGAUACUCACCGGAACCAGGAGGUCCCUGUACAAGGUCAAUGGCAGUAUUGCAGUCAAUGGGUUAACCCCUUGCCUACUGGAAUCGGGGUGUGAAAUAAUGAGGAAGUAUGACGGGAACUGGAAUUACACUGAGUGAACGUUUUAAAGGACUUAACCCUUGGAAACUGCCCUCACUAGAAAGAGAAUUCGAACAUCGUUCCACAUCAAACCUGUCAUUUAAUGAAAUCUUGAAGUUGAGCUCUCUUGAAAUAACUGUCAAUGGAGAGAGUAAGAGUGGACAUUCAAAGGUGGCAAGUGCUAAGAAAUAUUCCACUACAUCUCUACAUAAGUUAUUCAGUCAGAAACCAACAAAGAAGGAAGCAAAAUUUGAGAAACAGAAGAGCAACUCUAAGGAAACAAGAACUGGUCAAAAGAAGAGAAUCGAUCAGUCACGUGCAGAGAAAGUAAAGCAAAAGAAAUCUGUAGAGAAACCAGGAGGAGCAAUUCAACGGAAACCUGGCAAUGAUAAGACACUCAAUGGAUCCAAACAAAUGAAGAAUGAGCCUUCAAAAGGUUUGAGUAAUCAACAGCAGAGUGGAGUUACACCAAGUGUUGAAAGACCGAGGGAUCCACGCUUAUUGUAUGGCAAAGGAACGUACAGCGUUCUAGCCAAGAAAGCUGGAGUGGUGUCCCAAUCUGUCAAAGCAGGAGAUGGAGCAGAAAACUCAGAGAAAUCAGGAAGUCCAGCUAAGUCAGGAAAUCCAGGCAAAUCAGAACAAGCAGACAAACCUGGAAACCAUAGGAAACUUGAAAACCAAGACAAAAUUAGAAAUCCAGUUAAAAAGAAAAAAAGCUUUGAAGACUCGCUUUUGUCUGGUAGUGUUACUGGUUUGGAGGGUGUUGGAAAAAAGUCAGAUGGAGAUAAGACAAUCAAGGUUGUAAAAAGAAACGCAGUCACCAAGGAAAUAACUGGGGUCGUGGAGAUGACUUUGAAGAAGAAACCUGAGCAGAAUACUGACCAGAAUAAGCCCCAAGUGAAGGAAUAUCACUCAAGUCACAAUGCUCUUAAGCGAAUAGCUGAAUCCAAGAAGGCAGAAGAAGUAGCCUCAGCAGUUAUUCCUGAUGCAGAUAAGAUACCAAUAGUUGUGAAGGGUAUCCUCAAGAAGAAUAAUCCAUCUGUUGACUUGGUUGAAACAACUGAACAAAGGUUGAGGAGUACAGGGAAUUCUUCAACCAAAGGGUCUGGGUGUGAUAGGAAUGCAGUGAAAGAGGAUCAACCAAUACAAUCAAUAAUGAAGCAAAGUGCAACUCCCGAGGUACUUGGAAAAGGCGAUGUCAAUGGAUCCACAAACGUCACCAAGCCUAAACAGGAUGUGAAAAACCAAACUAUUUCUGUUGCUCCCAACACUCCAAACAUUGUACUGAAAUUUUCAAUCACACCUUCGAUUGAUAAUGGUAAAAUUAACUUGACUGUUGUUUCAUCUUCUGAAGAUGAUCAAGAGACACCCAACUCCAAAGAGCAGAAAGAGCAAGUGGACAUUCCAUUGUCAAUAGAAAACAGUUCCAAAGCAGCUACUGCAUCUGUAGAUGAGCCAAAAGACUUAGGCACAUCAGUACCGUGCUCUAUAACAGAUGAAGAACUGAAGAAGGGAUCCCCUAUUGAGGUUCGUAUUUCUAAUGGUGUCAGUGGUCAAACCAAAAGAAGUUGUACCAACAUGGGCAUUCACAAUCAAAGCCCAACCACUGUAGCAAAUAAUGCCCAUACAUGCAUGAAUGGAUCAAAGCCACAACAAAGUCCAGUGGCCUCUUCUGGAUGUGUUUACACGACAGCAAGAAAAACAGCUCAGGUAUCUACUCAUCAAUCUGUUGUGCAGGUAAACAAUCGUCCUCCAGUCCCAAUUUCCUAUGUGUAUGGGACUGUGGUUAGUCCAAGAAAGACAAGACCAGAUCAAACUAAGGCAGUUCCAACACCACACCAAAAAGACAUUGACCUGGGCGGUCCACAGGUUCCAGCUGCUAGUACUGAGAAUAUGCCGAUAACUGUGUGUAUACAGAAAAAUAUGCAAACUUCAAACAAAGUUAUCAAAGCUAAGGAGAGUCCUAGUAAGCCUGUACAUCGAACAUUAACUGCUAUAGCUAGAGCAUCAGAACAGGAUAUUGAAAGUGCCGGUGAAAAGGUAACUGUGACAUCCUUUGAAAAGAAAAUUACAGAAGGCGAUAAUCUUGAAGUUGUCGACAUGGAUAUUUCCACACCUGCCCAUAAUGCACCUAGCAGCAACGAAGGUAUCUCAACUGAGACAGAGGUGCCAUCUAUAAGUAUUGGUAAAACCUUGGAACCCCAUUCUACUGUGCUGGCCAAUGAAGAAACAAAUGUCAAGAAUGGUAUGAAGGAAUCCCAAACCACUGAGAUACAGGAGAGUAAGGUAAUUUGCUCAUCAGCUGUGUCUAAUAUGGAGAGUAGUCUUGAGGUUCAAUUGGAACAAGUUUCCAAUUGGACAACAUACCUGCAUGAAGACACCAACAGUCCAUUGAAAUCAGCUUUUGGUUCCAAGCAGUCAUUUAAAGAGGCUCUCUCAUCACUCAAAAGCACCAUGCAGACCUCAAGCCAUAGUAGAGACCUUGAUGAAAGCAGUGAUGAAGCUACUAUCCACAAUCAGGCAAAAGAAAUUCAAAAGGGUCCAUCCUUAAGCAUUGAGCAACCUACGUUUCAAGUUGGUGUUGCUACUCAUGAGAGCCGAUUAGCAGAAAAAGUAGUUUCCACUGUUGGCUGCUCAGUGCCAAAGAAUAUUUCUGAAGUUUCUGGUAAUGCAGAAAAGCCAGGAUGUACACUGCCACUACCUUGCUUAGAUGUACCCACAGCUGUACCUUGCCCCAAUCGCGCAGAUGAGAAUGUCUCUGUCCAGAACACCUCAAAAAUGGAAAUAACCAACGCGUCAAAUGUUGAAAGUGAAAAAGGAAAUGUCACAUGUGUACAGACAAACCCACAAGAAGCAGUUUCUGAUGAAAGAAAUACUCUUCCUCUCCCUAAAAGCAUCAAGUUAGCCAAGUCUGGAAAUGGUGAUAAACUUGAACCUCAAGAAAAGAUAAGUGCUAUGUUCAAGGAUAAUGUGGUUGAUAUUUGUGAAAUCCCCAGGGUGGAUGUCAUAAACAAGGCCAUCUUUGAAGAAGCAUUGAAACAAUCCAAAUCACCAGGUACACCCGUAGAAGAUGAGUAUUCAGACCAAGGCCCCUUUGAAACACAAAGCACCACCAAGAUAUUCACCUCGUCAGAUAUUGAAGGUCACAUGUCCAAGAGAUUCUUGGAAGAAAACAACAACUAUCAUGUCAACAGAAACCAUUUGCAUUAUGGCAUGAAAGAGGCAAGGAACGGGGAUCAAUCAGCCUUUCAACAGAGCUUAAACAGAGGCAACAAUAGAUACCCUGAUAGCCCAAGAAAUGGCCCAAAACCUGUCUACAUGAGAGAACUCAGUAAUGUCAGUGAUAUCAGUAUGGGAGAUGAGUUUGACAAUGUAGGAGAUGAUUACAACCAAGAAGCAGUGGAACCAUUGCUUGUAAGAGGAUCUACAGCAAGAGACAUCAGAAGAACAGAUCACACAGAGUACCCAAGAAAUAAUCCAAGGAUAUCGAGGAGGGAUUCGUAUGAACAGGAUGGGGAUUAUGCACACAGGAGUAUGACUACUCAUUCACGGGAAGAAACGCGUCCUCACUACUCAAAUUCUCCUCCUGGAAUGGAACAAAAUGCUAACAAUGAAAGAGUUGAAGCAUAUCCACAACUGUCACAGGAAGUACGCAGAUAUGAAGGUCCAAGAAGAUCUCCCAAUGAGAAGGGAAAGGAUUGCUCCUAUUCCUUCCCAACAGAAAGGGGUCAGAUAUAUGAAGAUCCAGAUAGACCAACCCAUGUGUAUAGAGAGGAGAGUUCCAACUCAAAUAUGUAUACAAAAAGUGAUGGCGAGCGUUCCAGGAGAAAUUCUGGAGGAUAUUUCCAAGGAACUGGAAAUCACCCAAUGGUAAAUGAACAAAUGACAGCUGUUCAGGCACUGCAGCUUCAAAUAAAUGCUGCUGUUAAUCCAGCUCACAGAGCAGCUCUUGUAUUGGCAUUGCAAGCUAUCACAGGACCUCAAGUGCAGUCAUCUGCUGGAGAAGUGCCUCCGCAUGCCAAGGUAUCUACGAUUCGAGACAGACAGUCAGAUUACAAAGAAGUGUCGGAUGAAGGAUCAUCAAAUCGCUUUCAUAAUGAUAAUGCCUACAAAGAUCCUGGCAACAGGAAGGUUGAAUUCACAGUUGUUUUGAGAGAUGAUGAUGAAAAAUUAUUGCGGAAAGAUGGUACCAAGAAAUCAAGGACAGGAGACACUAGCAAGGGCCUAAGGCCCUCUUAUGAUGAUCAGAAGAGGAUCACUGAGUCCUCUAUGAAGCGUGAACAGGAUUCCCAUUACCAUCGAGCUGUUGAGCUCAGUAGUGAUCCUCAUGAAAAUCCAAGCCAAGAUGCUUUUCAGAAAGACAGAAAGAUUUAUCAUCAAGUAUCACCUCUUGACUAUCAAAAAGGCCGUUCUUGUAGUACUUCAUCUGAACGGGCUAAUGACAGGCAUUCAUCCAGCAGAGAAAGACAUGCAAAGGCAUCACCGGAAGGAAAAGAGAAGAAAGACAAGAAGUCUGUAAACAAGAAAUCAAAGAAAAAGGCAAAAGACUUUCACGGGCGUCCACUUAUCAAAGAUAGGACAAAUAAAACUGAUCCUCAUUCUAUUCCGCUUGAGAACGAGGACACUGUACACCAAAGGAUUGAUCCACGGAGAAGUGUGACUCCAGAUCCCGAGUGUGGGCGUAAGGAACUCAGGCGAUUAAAGUGGCCUCGAAGCAAAGUAAAAAAGCACAAGCAAAAAGACAAAGACAAUGCAACUCGAUCUAAACCAAAUGGGAGUUUAUCUGGUUCAAGGAAGCUGAAAAGUAAGAAAGAAGAAACGUUUGAAGGAAUAUCUAAAAGGUUACCUCAGAAUGAGAAACUAGUUAAAGAAAGUGUUGCAGAGAGAGGUAUAAAUACUGAAGCAGUUGGCAAAAAAGAUGAACAAACAUCUGAUGGGAAGUUUCAGAGGCAACACAAGGAGGCUUUCAGUGAGGUGUCAGAUAAACCAGGUCAAAAUACAAUUGAAAACUUUGUAAAUGAAGCAAGGCUUGAUUUUAACAAGAAUGAUGUUGAAAGCGAAGAAGAAAAUUAUCACAGUUCAGGGGAAAUACAUGGCCACUGUAAAACAAACAGAGUUCGAAGUAAAAUUACAAAGUGCAGUCCAGUGGGUACUACUUCAGUAGAUCAUUCGAACACUAGGAGAGGAAGUGAAGAUGAGAGGAUAGAUACCCCAAGAGAAUCUUUCACUCCUGAAAGCAGUCAUUCAGGCGGGAAGAAGAAAAGGAAAAGUCCAGAUUCAAAGCAGUAUGAUUACGAUGACAGACAUGAAUCUCGUAAACACUCUCCUCAGAAGAGAAAGCUAAGUGAUAGGACACCUGAGAGGCACAAGAAAUGCAGACACACUGGACAUGACAAGGAGAAACCAAGACACAAAAGGAAAUAUUCUUCAGAUUCAGAAAGUGAUAUUGACAGUGACAGGGAGCGUGUUCAUGAAGCAAGAAGCAAAUUGAAGCGAUACGGACACUUCUCUCGAUUUUCAAAAGCUUCUGACUGGAGAUCAAUAAGGAGUGGGCCUCUAAGACCCAGGUCUAGCAUUCGAUCUCGUACCCCAUUCCAGAGAUUUGAUUACAGGAAAUAUAUAUACCCAGGGAACUUAGGAAAGCCUUAUGGAAACCAAAGAAUCAUCAGUACUUACAGAGGAAGAGGAAGGGGGUUCUUACAUGGCCGUACACCUGUCUUUACUCCGUGGAGGGAAAGGGGCCGCUAUGUCAUUGACAUUACAAAAGAAGUGAAGAACACUCCUACCAUGUCUAUGACAGAACUUGGUUAUAAGGAUAUUACUCCCUGGCAAGAUAUCCAUGUUGACCUGUCAGAGAUUAAAGCAAAAAUGCUUGCUGUGGAAAAGAGCUCAAGAGAGGUUAGGAAAGCAUCAUCCCAAUUACAGGUUGCUCCUUUAUUGAAGCUCCAGAUGGCAGCAUAUGAUGCUUUAGAGUGCAUUAUGACACAAGUGAGUAGUAGGAUCUCAUAUGACAGACGUGAGAUGUACCUGCAUAGGAGGAAGUAUGAGAUCUUGAUGGCAGACAUCCGAGUUCAUGCAGAAGCCCUUGGGAAGUUGAUACCACCUGAACAGGAGGAGGCAAUGAUGGCCGAGUUUGUCCCCAAUAUAACCGGUAUUCCUAGAAUUACUCCAGCAAUUGAAUUGAAGGUUAUGAAUUGGUUGUCUUUGAUGAAGAACUCAGGAAUGCUGAUGGCUGUUAGAGAACUGAUCAAGAAAAAAAUUAGGAGUCUUCAAGACAGAGUUGAUGCAAUGACAGCUUUGGAAAGGAGACAGUCAAGAAGGCUAGACGAGCGCAUCAAUAGAAUUACCCCAAGAAGUAGGCAGUGGUCAGGAAGUGACAUUUCACCAGACACCACCAGGCCUGAAGGUGAAGAUCACAAAGAUGCAGAACAAAGAAUUCAGAAUGCAGAGACUUCACCUGAAGUUCUAUCAUGUCCAGAGUUUGGCCCUAGCACCCCUGUAACCGAGGUUCAGAGUAUGCCUGAAGCAUUUUCAGAGAUCCGUUUGCCUACACACUAUCUUGUGGCCUAUCAUGAUAACCUUCCUGAACCUAGUCCAUCUUCAGCCUUCAGAAAUCCGCCAGAACCAGUCAGAAGGCUUAUCAGUUCUCAUGAAGAAAACCAAGAACUUGUAGAUAUUCCAUUUUAUUGUGAUGUCAAUGAAACAAGAUCAUUCAGCCUUAUUGAUAUUCCACCAAACAGAGACCAUAGGCUAGUAGGUGGUGACCAAAAUGCUCAACCAAGUCAGGUCCUACCAAUUGGUUUCUGUAAGGCAGAUAGUGGCUCUGUUAAUAUGACUGGCACUCCACAGGAAAUGCCUCUAGAACAUCCACUUGUCUCUGAGGUGUCAUGUGACCAAGCCACUCCAUCUGGGUUUGUAAAUUGCUCUCAACCUGCUACCACACCAACGCACCUAUCCCAACCAAUGUUCUACAUCUCCAGAGUACAGAGAUUUGCCUCCAGGACACUGAUGUCUCCAGAAUCAGGUUCUGAUCUACAAACACUUCUCAAGAGUGAAGCGGAAAAGAACUCGAAACGAAAUAAAGUACAACGCACACCAUCAUCUUCAGAUGAGCAGACAAGUCAAGGCGACACUAAUGUAGGAAAACCUGAAGUGAAAUCUCCCAGGUAUUCCAAGAAGCGGCAUUUCCUGGCAAAGUUCCAGUCAGAGGGAACAAAUAAGAGUCCGAAACCAGAAUCCUCAAAGCUGGAACUGUCAUCUCCAAGGAUGAAUAAAAAUAACUUGAAUAAGAUGUACAAUGAGUAUGAGGAGAGCUGUCUUAUUAAGAAAAGUGCCAAAGAGAGUGCCAAAGUUGGGAACCAAGAAUCAUUACCACCUACAUGUACAUCUAAUGCUGAAAGUCUUCCAAGUAAUGUAGGAUCAUAGAGAGAAUCAAGAGACAAUAUGAGAUUAUUUACCCACAACAACUCAAAUGACUCUGAAGAGCUUGUCUUCGAUUCCUAGAGGUGGACCUGUAUGUAGUCUUUGGCUGCUUCUGGAUACUUCAGUAAAAAAAGAUGUGAGAAUACCCAGAGGUGGCCUGAAACAAUAUCAAAGAAUCUCUCAAUCUACAUGAUCUCUCAGGACAGUGUUAACUUCUGUUGCUACUCGGCACUUGCUCUCCAGCUCUAGAGAGCAAGUCCAAAUGCCUCAGGAGUACUUUGUGUAGCAAAGAAGUCUGCGGUAUUACCAUCUUUGUGGUCUCUCUCUCUCUCUGUUGCAUGGGCAGUAGAUAGGGAAUGAAGGUAAGAACAACCUGUAUUGUGGAGGUCUAUGCAGGAUAUUUGUUGUUUUACAGAUGAGAAUACCGAGCAACAACACGGGUAAUGAAAUCUUUGUUGAUGGAGAUGAAUUUGGUAAAGCCAGUGUCUUGCUUGCUUUUCUUCAGUGUUGACAGGAGAGAAGGAGAGGGAGGAGACCAUCUGUAUCAUCAAUAAAACUCUCCCAACAACUGGCCCUGUAAGGAGUUAUCCGACUGUGUUUAGAGACUUGGGAAUGUAUAAGUGAACAUGUAGUAUCUGGAAGUCAAAGAUGAAUUAAAGAACAUUGUUGAUAUAAAGGACAAUCAGGAGAACCUGGUGUGACCUUCUGUAUCAUCAACAACCGGCCCUGUAAGGAGUUAUCUGACUGUGUUUAGAGACUUGGGAAUGUAUAAGUGAACAUGUAGUAUCUGGAAGUCAAAGAUGAAUUAAAGAACAUUUUUGAUAUAAAGGACAAUCAGGAGUACCUGGUCAGUGGUGUGACCUUCUGUAUCAUCAACAACCGGCCCUGUAAGGAGUUAUCUGACUGUGUUUAGAGACUUGGGAAUGUAUAAGUGAACAUGUAGUAGUAUCUGGAAGUCAAAGAUAUAUCAGAAUUCUUUGAUAUGUUGAUAUACUGUAUAAGGACUGUCAUGAGAACCUUGUGUGACCUUCAACAAACUAUGUCCAGGAAUAGAGAUCCAAAACGACUGCGCUGAACUUCCUUUAUUUCAGGAAACUGCAAAAUAAGAAAGGCCUUUUCUAUUAAAAAGUCAACCCAAGGAACUGGUACAGUGGUAAAUAUUUUCAGUUUCAUUUUCUAUUUGUAUAAAUGUUUUUAUAAAGUCUUUUCAUGAAAUAAUGAACUGCAUUUACCAUGUUUAGGUAAA
Lytechinus pictus (painted urchin) is the source of this 8966-nucleotide messenger RNA. RefSeq lists its product as uncharacterized. Bases 290 to 7723 code for a protein of 2477 amino acids. The transcript has 4 exons. The record is from RefSeq and is a predicted model, not a curated record. Lineage: Eukaryota; Metazoa; Echinodermata; Echinoidea; Temnopleuroida; Toxopneustidae.